Molecule: messenger RNA, 447 nt
Organism: Rotaria socialis
Lineage: Eukaryota; Metazoa; Rotifera; Eurotatoria; Philodinida; Philodinidae
Source: the annotation of a GenBank genome assembly
AUGCAACAUCCUCAACUGAGCAAUUGGUCAUUCGAUCAAGCAUCAACAGCGCUUCAAAACCAAUACCCUCGUGCUAAAGAUGCCUGGCUAGAACAUGACAAAGAUAAUGGGAAAAAAACCAAUGACUUUCGUUCUCUGGCAAUAGCAUUGAUUAAAGGCGCUAGUAUUGGGUUAUUAAUCGGUGGCAUAUGUUUUGCUACUGUUCUCACACUCUGGUUAAGCACAACACCAAUGACCACGUCUACGAAAGCCAUCAUCGCCACAACUACAACUGCAACAACAACAACUGCUACUACUUCAACUACAAUAACAACAACUGCCACUACUUCAACUACGACCACAACAACUACAACUGCAACAACAACAACUGCCACUACUUCAACUACGACCACAACAACUACAAAAAAUACAACAACAACUACAACUACAUCAACUACGACAAAAUAA